UCUUUGUCCUCGCCGCUUUAGGUUAUUUAUUUUAUCGCUCUCUCUCUUUCCAGAGAGCCUCUCUCUCUUGAGAAAUUUCUCGCAGCCGCCCGAGAAAAACUCUCUCUCUAGCUAUCGCCGGCAAGCUUGCGGGCGACACCUCGAUUCUGGUAGCGCGCUUCGUAUCGGGUGGAAGCGUUUCGGGCUUGUCGACUCCGAAGAGGGAGCGGGAAAGUGAGCGCGUUUUUGGCGUGGGAGCGAAGCUAAACUGGAUUUGCGGAUCGGAAAUGCCCGCUAUCUAGGGGCUGAUAUCGGACUUUUCCGACACCGCUCCGAUCUUUCCGAUGCCGGUGAUCGAGGUGCCGGGCCCGAUCUAGGCGGCGGCCGGUUGCGGUUCGGCUUCCCGCCGUAGCGCUGAGCUCGCCUGCGGCGCCGGCGAGGUGGAACUUGGGUUGGGAGCGAGGUUCGGUUCGCGGAGUGGCUUUGGCUGGGGAAAGAACAGUGAUCGAGGACUAGUAGCUGGUAAAGCUUUUUGCUUUUAGUUUCUUUUUUGUGUGGCUUUGGGGGCUCGAAUCGAAGCUAGAAAACCCUAGAUUUCACCUGGGAGUAGCGUGGCGAUGCCGGUGGAAUUGGAGAAUUCUUCCGUGAUGACCGUCUCCAACUCGGCCUCUGGAGAGGCCAGCGUGUCCUCCUCCGGCCAGCAGCAGGCGGCGCCGCCGCCGCCCGCUCCUGCUAAGAAGAAACGCAAUCUCCCCGGAAUGCCAGAUCCGAAUGCCGAGGUGAUAGCGUUGUCGCCGAAGACGCUGAUGGCGACGAAUAGGUUCGUGUGCGAGAUUUGCAACAAAGGGUUCCAGAGGGACCAGAACCUCCAGCUGCAUCGAAGGGGUCACAACCUGCCGUGGAAGCUGCGGCAGAGGACGGGGAAGGAGGUGAGGAAGCGGGUGUACGUGUGCCCGGAGCCGAGCUGCGUCCACCACGAGCCCUCGCGGGCGCUUGGCGACCUCACCGGCAUCAAGAAGCACUUCUGCAGGAAGCACGGGGAGAAGAAAUGGAAGUGUGACAAGUGCUCGAAGAAAUAUGCCGUCCAGUCCGACUGGAAGGCUCACUCCAAGACCUGCGGCACCCGCGAGUACCGCUGCGACUGCGGCACCCUCUUCUCCCGGAGGGAUAGCUUUAUCACGCACAGGGCAUUCUGCGACGCGCUGGCGGAGGAAAGCGCCAAGGCGCAGACGAACAACACCAACGCCGCGUCGCCGACUGCGCCAGCGAACAAGAAGGCGGAGGAGGACGGAAAGGCGGCGCCGGCGCCGGCGCCGGAAAAGUCUUCGCCUCUGGCGGCGAUUGUUGGGACCGAGUUGCCGCGCCAGCAGGUGGCGUCGUCGGAGCAGCAGCGAGAGCCGGAGAACCCAGCCCCUGGAAUGCUUCAGUACAUGCCUCCUCCCCCGCCGGCGCCGGCGCCACCGCCACCGCCAUCCUCCAUCACCAUUGGCGGCAGCAACAGCAGCGGCACCACGAGCAGCAGUGGGGGUAAUAGCAGCGGCAGCAGCACCAGCCUGUUUGCAAGCCUCUUCGCUUCGUCCGUCUCCGCCACCACCGCGGCGCAGAGCACCAACUUUUCCGACCUGAUCAGCGCAAUGAGCCGCACCGACCGCGCCCUCGCCGUGGAGCCCCCCUCGCUGUGUCUGUCCACCAACGGCCCCGCUGCUUCCCUAUUCUCGCAGCCACCUCAGGAGCGCCGCCCGUUUCAUCCGCCGCCACCGCCGUCCCCCCACAUGUCCGCCACCGCCUUGCUGCAGAAGGCCGCCCAGAUGGGCGCCGCCGCCACCAGUUCCUCUUCCUUCCUCCGUGGCUUCGGGCUCUCAGCCUCCUCCACUCACCAGGACGGCCUCAAUGACAGUAGCCUCCAUUGGCAUCCCCAGCAGCAACAAGUACUGGAGUCGGAGCCCGCCCCAAUUUUGUCGGCCGGUCUUGGACUUGGUCUUCCCUAUGAGAGCACUGCUGCUGCGGCGGCGGCGGCGCUACCUGACUUAAUGAUGGGCCAGCCGCCGUUGUUCGGGCCAAAGCCGGCGACUUUGGACUUCCUGGGGCUCAGUAUGGGACCGGUAGGUGGUGCGGCCACCACCGGACUAUCGGCGUUGAUCACUUCGAUCGGAGGAGGGCUCGACAUGGGUGCCGGCGCAGCUGCAGCUGGCCGUUUUGGAGGAGGGAGCUCGCCGGGGAAGGCGUGAACUCCAUUGGGCUUUUUUCCCCUUGAGCAGCACCAAGGGGAGUUCACUCACCAGUGGGGGCCAAGUUUUAGAAGCUGGAGAUGGAGGGAGAACAUUCCCUCCUUUGCUAUAUAUUAGUUCUUUCAAUCAUGUUUCUUUUCUUUUGUUAGAAGGGGCCAAACAGGUUAGAAGGCUUAGAUGUUCAUUUCUGCUUCUUUUUUAUUUUUUUCCAAAUAAUUUUGUUGCUUUAUUUUGUCAUCUAGGUUUAAAAGAUAUUUUAUAUAAAUAUAAUAUAGUUAUAGGUUAUAU
This is a messenger RNA of Elaeis guineensis (African oil palm), 2495 nucleotides long. RefSeq lists its product as uncharacterized. Lineage: Eukaryota; Viridiplantae; Streptophyta; Magnoliopsida; Arecales; Arecaceae. Gene Ontology annotation, molecular function: DNA-binding transcription factor activity. Gene Ontology annotation, cellular component: nucleus. The record is from RefSeq and is a predicted model, not a curated record.